This is a messenger RNA of Physella acuta, 3083 nucleotides long. RefSeq names its product protein phosphatase 1F. The record is from RefSeq and is a predicted model, not a curated record. Gene Ontology annotation, molecular function: protein serine/threonine phosphatase activity; cation binding. Gene Ontology annotation, biological process: negative regulation of protein kinase activity; protein dephosphorylation. NCBI's taxonomy places the organism in Eukaryota, Metazoa, Mollusca, Gastropoda, Physidae.
UAUCCUGACAGCGGAAAAACUCAAUAUUCUUUCAAUGACUUAUGAUAUAUGUUCCGGAAAUGUGCUUUACGUAUUUUGUUUAUGUGCACACCAGGAAGCUUACAACAGAGAGCUCUUUGUAGUGUGAAAGCGAAUGUUGUCUCAUCGCCAUGGAAAAUGGUGAACAGCAGGAGGUUUACAGGAAGUUUAUUGAACAAUUUUGUGCAAAAAUUAAUAAUUUAACACCAGAAGAACAAGAAGCACCUUUUAGACUAACUUCCUUGUACUUAGUACCUUCCGAGGUUGAGGCCGAAUGUCUGGAAUGGAUACGACGCUAUCUUUCACUCAACGACUGCCCCAGUGGAUUGUUAUCCCAGCUGACGAGGGCUAUUUUUACAAACUUUGAUGACUGUGUCCAGCUGUCUGAAUACUACACCCAGGCUUUUGAUAUUAGCUCCAAUAAUCAAGAUGCCAGUGAUAACAGUCAAGACAGCUCAGAAGAUGAUAUCGUUGGCAACAUUCGACCUCCACAGUUGGAUGCAAAUAAAUUGUUGGAUGCAGUGAUCUCCCAUGUCCAUGCAACAGUGAAAGAAUGGAACACAAAGCCCCCAGUCAUGCUACCCUCCUCCUGUAAGCUCCAUGUUUUCUCCCAUGCCAUUAAAAAUACACGGCGCAAGAUGGAGGAUAAACAUGUUGUCAUCACUGACCUGAACGUACUUUAUGAUUUAAAGGAUCAUCCCCCGCAGUCUUACUUUGCCGUGUUUGAUGGCCACGGAGGGCUUGAUGCUGCCGUCUAUGCAGCCACCCACUUACACGCACAUCUCUUGGCCGACAAGUUGUUUCUCACUGACCCGGCCGCUGCCAUGAAGCAGGCGUACAAAACUACAGACAUCAAAUUUUUGGAAAAGUCAAAAAGAGAGAAUUUGAGGAGUGGAACAACUGGUAUCUCUGUAUUGUUACGUGGGUCUGAGAUGCUGAUUGGCUGGUUGGGAGACUCUCAAGCUUUGUUGGUUAGGUCAGGCGAACCAGUCCAAAUCAUGGUCCCCCACAAGCCUGAGAGGGAGGAUGAAAAAAGACGAAUAGAAGAUUUAGGCGGGUGUGUUCUCUUCAGUGGUACUUGGCGAGUCAAUGGCCACAUGUCUGUGUCAAGAGCAAUAGGUGAUAUCAGCCAGAAGCCGUUUAUAUCCAGUGAUGCGGAUGUGACCAGCCUGCAGCUGACAGGGGAUGAGGAGUACCUGGUGAUUGCUUGUGAUGGCCUCUGGGACGUCCUCACUCCACAUCAGGUCACAGAGAUUGUUUACAAACAUUCCUUGACCAGUCUGGACAACGUGGCUGUUGGACUGGUCAAUGCUGCAAGAGACUCCGGCUCCUCAGACAACAUCUCAGUCAUCGUGGUCAUGUUCCAGACAGCCCUGUGUCAGCCCAGGACAGCCACGGACGGGGCCACCCUACUCGGCCUCUCCUCCGAGAGCUCACUAUCAUCUAGUUCAUUCCCUAAAGCCCAGCCACUGGGCGAGAUAACUAGAAACAGCAAAAGUGGACCAAAAGACAAUUCUGUAGGCAGCAUUCAGUAUGUGCAGACAAUGCACGUGACACUGCGGCAGCCAAUUGGUUGACGUGUACUGGAUUUUACGCUACCUCAUGUCGCUAUGGUGCCAUAAGGAAAAUUGUUGCAUGCGCUGAAAGGUUGUGGACAGUCACCGUCCGGUUUUAUCUUGUAUCACAAAUUGUUAUCCCUGCCCUCACAAGCAUCGACUAUUUAAAUUUGAGCAGUAUUUUUUUUUUACCCUUGAUGUAUAUUGAUCUCUGUGUUGGGCAUAACUGUUCACAUGGCAAGUUUUAAAGGGUUGAUUGUCGUCUUAUCAUCAGGUUUGUCUAUUUGAGCACCCAGCUUUGGCUAACGGCAUUGCUUCUUUAUUACAUAUCAUAUAUCAAAUAUUUUUAGUCUUCAAACAUUUUAUAACUGUGAAACAUACAUUUUAUUAUCAAUUUUUUAAUUUUUAUUUAGUUGACGUGCAAUGAUAAAUUAUCAUAUUUUACAACUAAGUAAAAAUUAGAUCUGUGCUGUAUACCAAUUAAGAUUUAGUUCAGAGUAAAUUUUAAACAUAGUUUUACUGAAUUUUUUUGUUGUUGAGUUCAUUAGUUUUUGUUAUUGAUAUAUUUAUUAAAAUGUUUAGCUAGUUUUAAUGCCUGAAUUUACAAAUGAUAUUUCUUCUAGGGCAUUGCUGUUCAUAAUUGUUACAUUUAGGUAGCACUGAGACUAAAAGCCUUGUUUAAAUUUCAUGAAACUUUAUGUUAAAUUUUUAUUCAGUUUUUAUUUACCUUACCUUGGUCGUUAUGAAAUUGGUAAAAACUUGUGUUCACGUUAUUGACCAUAGCAAAUAUUUAUAUUAAUACCACAUACAACUGUAACCACAUAUGAAUUGGUGCUACUGAUAUCUCCACCAUUGAAUGCCAUGUUAUGAUCAUAUAUAUAUAUUUAUAUGUACCCUAUCACACAUUAAUCACGUACUCAUAUUUAUCAUGUAAGACCAACUAACCAUGUCAUACGACUGACUUUUGGGUGAUUCAGGGGCCAAGACGUUUUGUUUAUCAGCUAUGUCCAGGUUGACUUGACUUUUUAUCAAACUGUUGAACAUGUAAUUCAGUGUCUGAAUACACUGCUACAUGUAAUAUCUUUUUUUCUACCUCACUAAUCAAAACCCUGUAAAAUAAAUGUACAACUGUUCCUCAUUGACAAGACCUUUCAUGUACAUCUGUUCCUCAUCGACAAGACUAUGUUCAACUGUUCCUCAUUGACAAGACCUUUUAUGUACAACUGUUCCUCAUUGACAAGACCUUUGAUGUACAACUGUUCCUCAUUGACAAACCUUUCAUGUACAUCUUAUCCUCAUCGACAAGACCUUUUAUGUUCAACUGUUCCUCAUUGACAAGACCUUUUAUGUACAACUGUUCCUCAUUGACAAGACCUUUGAUGUACAACUGUUCCUCAUUGACAAGACCUUCAUACACUAUCACUAAACCUGACAAGAUUUUUCCUGCACCUAAGACCUCUCAUAAUUGUAAUCAUCCCCAUCACCAUGUACUAAUAUAUAGGGCUUAUA